Sparassis crispa is the source of this 1188-nucleotide messenger RNA. RefSeq names its product Probable low-specificity L-threonine. Bases 1 to 1188 code for a protein of 395 amino acids. Lineage: Eukaryota; Fungi; Basidiomycota; Agaricomycetes; Polyporales; Sparassidaceae. Gene Ontology annotation, biological process: glycine biosynthetic process; L-threonine catabolic process. Gene Ontology annotation, molecular function: L-allo-threonine aldolase activity. The transcript has 9 exons. Gene Ontology annotation, cellular component: cytosol. The record is from RefSeq and is a predicted model, not a curated record.
AUGGCUGCCACUUUAGAAGACAUUGCUGCUCAAGUGAAGUUUGACAUCUUGACUAAGACACAGGAAAAGGACAAUGAAAAGCUGCUGAGGGAGAUCUCCAGGAGUUUCAUCUCCGAUACCAUUACAGCGCCUACGAAGGAGAUGUAUGCUUAUGCUCUCCGUGCUUCUCUUGGCGACGAUGUCUACAACGAUCCUUCCACGGAGGCUUUGGAGGCACAUAUGGCACAGCUCACUGGGAAGGAAGCGGCGCUCUUCGUUCCCUCCGGGACUAUGUCCAAUCAGCUUGCCUUGCGCACCCAUCUGAAACAGCCUCCCUAUUCUGUAUUGUGUGACCAUCGUGCGCAUAUCGCUAGACACGAGGCAGGCGGAGCGGCGUUCCACUCUGGUGCACAUUUGGAGUGCGUUCCUCCCUCCAAUGGACAUCAUCUAACCGUUGCUGAUGUUAAGGAGAACGUCGUUACGGAAAUGAACAUCCACUACGCUCCGACAGAAGUCAUUGCCCUUGAAAAUACUUUGAAUGGAACCAUCAUUCCACAGGAAGAUAUUGAAGCCAUUUCCGAGUUUGCACACAGCAAGGGAAUUAAGAUGCAUCUCGAUGGAGCUCGGAUUUGGCAUGUCGCAGUCGCGACGACUACACCCAUCAAGACAUUGUGUGACCCAUUUGAUUCUGUCAGUAUUUGCUUCAGCAAGGGCCUUGGUGCGCCGAUUGGGUCCUGUCUCGUCGGCUCAAAGGAAUUCAUCACCAAAGCUCGCUGGUUCCGGAAGUUGUUCGGUGGGGGAAUGAGACAGACGAGCUUCAUGGCAGCGGCUGCCGCAUAUGCUCUGACACAUAACUUCCCACUGUUGCCUGGUGUACACGCUCUUACCAAGAAACUGGAGAAUGGCCUCGAAGGGCUCGGCGUUACUAUCACCAGCCGUGCCGAGACGUGCAUGGUCUUCUUCGACGCCUCUCCUAUUGGCGUGAACUACGAGGAGGUAGUGGAUAGGGCGAGCAAGUUGCCUGACCCGAUCGAUGUUGGUGGUUCAAGGCUGGUCGUUCACAUUCAAACUUCCCCAGACGCAGUCGAGGAUUUCUUGUCGCUCAUGCGGACCCUGGCUCAAGAGAAGAGAGAUGCAGGGUUUGCUCCUACUCAGAAAAAGGUUAAUGGUCUUCCCAACGGCAAUAUCUAUCACAAGGUCCGCACGUAG